Mangifera indica (mango) is the source of this 786-nucleotide messenger RNA. RefSeq names its product dolichyl-phosphate beta-glucosyltransferase-like. The transcript is spliced from 9 exons. NCBI's taxonomy places the organism in Eukaryota, Viridiplantae, Streptophyta, Magnoliopsida, Sapindales, Anacardiaceae. The record is from RefSeq and is a predicted model, not a curated record. Bases 1 to 786 code for a protein of 261 amino acids. Gene Ontology annotation, cellular component: endoplasmic reticulum membrane.
AUGGAGUCAGAAUAUUGUGUCUUCUCUCAUGUUGUUCUUGAUGUUCGUUAUCUUCAACAGCAUGCGUCAAAGGAUAAAUCACUCUCUUAUGAGGUGUUGAUUGUUGAUGGUGGAAGUGUUGAUGGGACACAAAGAGUAGCUUUUAACUUUAUAAAGAAAUACACAGUUGACAAUGUGAGGAUCAUCCUUCUUGGCAGAAAUCAUGGCAAGGGAGAAGCUAUAAGAAAAGGAUUCCUUUAUGCUACUUCAGAAUUACUUCUAAUGCUGGAUGCUGAUGGUGCAACCGAGGUUAAUGACCUAGAAAAACUUGAAAGUCAGAUCCAUGCGGUUGCCAGAAAGGAGUAUCGUCGUAAAGAUUCCACAUCUGGUGAUUCUGAUUUUAGAGUAUCUGAUGUCCCAGUAGCUGCAUUUGGUUCUCGUGCUCAUCUUGAAGAGAAAGCUUUGGCUACGAGGAAGUGGUACCGCAAAUUUUUGAUGAAGGGUUUCCAUAUUGUGGUUCUCUUGACUGCUGGUCCUGGUAUUCGUGAUACACAGUGUGGUUUCAAGAUGUUUACUAGGACUGCAGCAAGGAAGCUUUUCACAAAUAUCGGCCUGAAAAGUUGGUGCCUUGAUGUUGAGAGAGUUUAUCUAUGCAAAAGGUUUAACAUCCCAAUGGUGGAGAUAUCUGUGAAUUGGUCUGAGAUUCCUGGAUCCAAGGUGAAUCCCCUGAGUAUCCCCAACAUGCUUUGGGAGCUUGUGCUUAUGUCAGCUGGAUACCGGACGGGUAUGUGGAAGAUUGCCCAAUGA